GUCGGCGCACCCCGGGGCCCUCCAGCCGCUUCCAGCUCCCAGCAUGCAGUGUGGCCGGUGGUAGGGGCGCAAGGUGGACGCCAUGUCUGAUGGCGCGGCUGGUGCAGCAGGUGCAGAUGGGACCCUCGUCCCCGCCGCUGCAGCCCCUGCUCGUCCUCGUCUGCUCCGUCGUCGCCGUGCUCCUGCUGCAGCAGCCGCAGCGCGCCGAGGCGGGGUUCGCCUGCCUCAGCAGCCCCUGCGUCUACGGCAUCUGCAUGGAUGACCUGAACAGCUCGUUCACGUGCUACUGCAUCGACGGGUACACCGGCGCGCUCUGCCAGACCAACUGGGACGAGUGCUGGUCCUCGCCGUGCCUCAACGGGGGCAGCUGCGUGGACGGCGUGGCCGCCUUCAACUGCACCUGCCCGGACGGCUUCGUGGGGGAGCUGUGCGAGCUGGACGUCAACGAGUGCCUGUCCAACCCGUGCCUCAACAACGCCACAUGCCUGGACGGGCCCAACGGCUAUGCCUGCACGUGCCCGCCCGGCUACUCAGGCGAGCGGUGCGAGCUGGACGUGGCGGUGUGCAACACGUCCUCGGAGGCGCGCUGCAGCAAUGGCGGCGUGUGCCAGGAGGGCCUCGGGAUGGACUUUUCCUGCGUCUGCCUGCCCGGAUGGACGGGGCAGCUCUGCGAGGAUCCCGUCGACGAGUGCGAGUCGUCGCCGUGCCAGCAUGGCGGGGUGUGCGUGGACCUGCACGCCGGAUACGCCUGCGCCUGCCUCUUCGGGUACACGGGCCGGCACUGCGAACAGCAGCUGGAGCCCUGCGCGCGCAACCCCUGCCUCAACGGGGCGCUCUGCCUGCUGGAGGACGGCGAGGACGUGUGCUACUGCGUGCCCGACUACCACGGCGACCGCUGCCAGCAGCAGUACGACGAGUGCCGCCGCGGCCCGGGGUGCCGCAACGGGGGCACGUGUAUUGACGGCGUGGACGAGUUCUCCUGCUCCUGCCCCGCCGGGCUGAGCGGGGAGCAGUGCCAGUGCGUGGAGCAGCAGGACGGGCUGCUGAACUGCUCCGACGCGGCCCGGCCGCCCCCGACCACCUCCACGUCCAGCACGACCACCACGACAACGACCACCACAGCGUCGCCGCGGACAGCGCCUCCGAAGACGCGGAGGCCCUCGACGACGCCCAGCACCACCACCACCACGAGGAGAAUGCCAACGGCAUCGUCGCCGUCCACGAGCACGGCUCCAACUGGGGAACAGAGUACGCGCCCGUUCUGGACAGAGUCCGCAACGCGCGGCGACUUGGACAGCAACACUUCACCGUGGUACGCCCAGGGGACGAUGCCACCGGUCACGGAGUACCCGCCGCCGACCGGCAACACCACGGCGGACGCGGCGGACGCGACAACGGUGGGCACCUCGUGGACGACGAGCAUCCUGGACUGGGCCACGUCCACGACGCGCUGGGUGACCGGUGACGCCACGACGUCGAUGACUCUGGCUUUCACGGUCAGGGACGGGACGUCGCCAGCGGCGCCCUCUUCGAGCACGCCGUCGUCGUGGUCCGCGUCCAGUGAUGACUCGCUGGGGCCCGCUGCGACGUCCGCGGGGCCGUCCCCGGCUGGAGGAGGUACAACGCCGCCAUCUGGCUUUGGCUCUGGCGGCCCUAUGGGGACCACGGAGCUCUCGGGCGUCACAGACAGUCACGUCGACGACGUCAGCGCCACGGUGCAGCCCAUCGGCCCGGCGACCCGCGACCCAAAGGCGAUCCCCGUCGCCACCGAAAGCUCGGCGUCCACGACCACGGCCAUGGUGCCGCACGCCCACCACGGCGAUGGCGACCCCACCAAGGCCACCUCGACGGGCCACGACACCGACCAGCCCCCAAGCCCAGCCGCCCCGCGGACCACUGUCCCCACUGUCCCCACUGUCCCCACUGUCCCCACUGUCCCCACUGUCCCCACUGUCCCCACUGCCCCCGCGGACGUGGCGAACGUUACCAGCUUCCUGUGGACAACUCAGCCGCCGGGGACGCCGACGGACGCCGUGCCGGGAACGGCGACGCCCGCGCAACCUGCUUCAGCGACGGUGACCGCGUCGCCCGCGUCGCCCGCGUCGCCCGCGGCGGCCACUGUAACAGAGACGACGUUCUCCGAGGAGGCGACGUCUGCGUCCGCCGAGACGGUGCUCCCUCCAGAUGUGGGCACUACGGCGCCGCCAUGGACGACGGCGGCGGCCGGCGUGGAGACAUCGCCGUCGUGGACUCUCGGUGGCGAGGACUUCCCCAGCAGCGCCGCGCCGCCGGUCAACGCGACGGACUGCAGCGAAUCCCCCUGCCGCAACGGCGCCACCUGCGAGGACACGCCGGCGGGGGUGCGGUGCCUCUGCGCGUUCGGCUGGUCUGGCCUCCGCUGCACCGACGGCGUCCGCGUCAUCUCCGCGGCCUUCGCGGGCCACUCCUACCUGGUGCACCGCCUGCCCGGGACGCUGGGCGGCGUGCUGGGCUCGCGGGUGGCGGUCCGCGCGCGCACUCUCGCGCCCUCGGGCCUGCUGCUGCACGCGGCCCUGGCGCCGGAGCUCUACAUGACUCUCUACCUGGAGGACGGGCUGCUCAAGUUCCAGUUCUCGUGUGGCGUGCAGACCAUGGUCUUCAGCGAGGUGCAGCACCGCGUCAACAACGGCUUCGACCUGCACCUCGCCGCCUCGGAAAUGAAGGUCUCCUUUCGAGGCCCUCGGGGCCCGGCUGGCCAUUGGACCGCCGAACGCCGUUGGGCGCGCCGACCACUGCACUGCACACACCGCUCUACUUCCACUUUCCGACCGCCACAGGUGGACGACGCUCCGCGGCGCAUCUUCGAGGACGCCGACGGCGGCGCGGAGGUGUCCGAGUGCGCGGCGCUGGCGUGCCUGUCCGCUCCGUGCCAGGCGGGCGGCACCUGUGUGCAGGACGGCCAGGACUGGAACUGCCUCUGCCCCUCAGGGUACGUGGGCAGGACGUGCGAGAUCUCCGUCUGCCGGAACAACCCCUGCAAGUUCGGCGGCACGUGCGUGCCGUUCCCCGCCAGCGGCUUCCUCUGCCUCUGCCCCAUGGGCAAGCACGGCCUGUUCUGCGAGUCGGACCUGGAGGUGGCCCAGCUGUCGUUCUCGCCCUCGGUGGCGGGGCUGUCCUCGUUCGCGGCCUACGCGCUGCCCGUGUCCGUGGAGGACGCCAUGGAGCUGCGCUUCCGCUUCCUGCCGUCCACGCAGGACCAGGUGGGGCUGAUGCUGUUCCUGGGGCAGGACGGGCCGCACGACGCCACGUCGGACCACCUCGCCGUCAGCUUCAUCAAGGGCUACGUCGUGCUCACCUGGAACCUGGGCUCUGGCCCGCGCCGCAUCUUCACGCCGCGGCCGCUGGAGCCGCGAGGACGCCGGCCGCACUCGGUGCGCGUCGGCAGGGCGGGCCACUCGGCCUGGCUGGUGGCGGACGGCAUGGGCAACGUGACGGGGACCUCGCCCGGGCCGCUCAGCCAGCUCAACACCGCCCCCUGGCUCUACCUGGGGGGACACGACGUCGCCAACUUCUCCGGCCUCCCCCACGACCUGCCGCUGCACAGCGGCUUCGCCGGCUGCCUCCUGGACGUGGAGGUGCUCGCCGGCACGGGGUCCUCGCGCGUGACGGUGGCGCUGGAGCGCACGCGUGCGGCGGCGGGCCGCGCCGUCGGCCAGUGCGGCACGACGCUGUGCCACGCGCGCGCCUGUCAGCACCGCGCCGCGUGCCUGCACCAUGCGGCCAGCUUCUCGUGCCUGUGCUCGGACGGCUGGUUCGGCCCCGUGUGCGCGCAGCGCUUCAACCCGUGCGACUCGACGCGGCACAACUGCAGCGCUGGCGCCACCUGCGUGCCCCUCAAGGACGGCUACGAGUGCGACUGCCCGUUCGGGCGCACGGGGCGCUUCUGCGAGGAGGAGGAGGCCAUCACGGACGUGCUGCUGACGGGGCGGCGCUCCUUCCUGUCUCUGGGCGGCGUGGACCUGCAGCGCGCGCAGUCGUGCGUUGGCGUGGACGUGCGGCCCCUGGCGGACGACGGCGUGCUGCUGCACGCGGGCCACGCCGCCCUCCGCGCGCCCAGCCUGGCACUCGUGCUGCGCGGCGGGCUGCUGGAGGCGCGCCUGUCGUCCGGGACGCCGUCGCGGCGCUGGGGCAUGGUGACGGUGCGGUCGCGGCGCGCGCUGGCGCGGGAGGACUGGCACCGCGUGCGCGUGUGUCGCUACGGACGCCGCCUGUUCCUCUGGGUGGACGGCGCCGCGCACAGCGCCGCGCUCAGGCCGUCGCAGCGCCUGCCUGCCGUCGGGGCGCCUCUGUACAUCGGCGGCGCACCGGACCUGUCCGCGCUGCCGUCGCUGGGCGGCGUCGGCGUCGCGGUGCCGCUCCGCGCCUGCGUCCGGGGCGUGAGCGUCAACUGGCGGCACACGCCCCUGGACGCGGCGCACGUCCUCGAGGCCCGCAACGUGGAGGACUGCGACGGCACGGCGUGCGGCGGCGACGUGUGCCAGCACGGCGGCUCCUGCUGGCUGUCGGACCGGGCCGAGGCAUACUGCACGUGCACGAGUGGCUACAGCGGCCGCCACUGCGAGCACCAGCUGGCCUGCGACGCGGCCAGGGCCGACAAGGGCCUCGCCAUGCCCUGCCGCAACCGCGGCCGCUGCGUGGCGGAGCGCUGCCACUGCCCCGCCGGCUGGGGCGGGGCCUUCUGCGAGGAAGAGGUGGCGCUGGGCACGCCGCACUUCGCCGGCGAGGGCUACCUCCUGGUGGACGCGGACGCGACUCGAAGCGGCAGCGGCAACGCACACGGUGACGUAGAUGACUUUGGCGGCGCUGCGGGCGGCCGCAUGCGAGCGCGCCGCGACCUGAGCUUCCUCUACCUCAACUUCUCCACGACGCACGACAACGGCAUGAUGCUGUGGUCCGCGGAGGACGAGGACCUCGUCGGCGUGGGGGUGGAGGCGGGCCGGCUCAAGGUGGUGUGGGGCUGGCGCGGCGCGGGCGUGUUCGUGGCCCUGCUGCCGGGGCCGGCCGUGUCGGACGGCGCUUGGCACGACCUGGCCCUGUCGUUCGGCGUCAACGUCACCCUCUGGACGGACGGCAGCCAGGAGCCCCUGCAGCGCGUGGCGGCGGACCCGCGCCCCAUCUCGUCCGGCGGCGUCUUCUACGUCGCGGGGUUCCCGGGGAACAAGUCCGUCGUCAUGGAGACCAAGGGCCUGUUCAACGUGCCCUUCAGCGGCUGCAUCCAACAGGUGUCCUGGAACCAGGACUCCAGCGUGACGGACUUCGCGGGCUAUGAAGGGGAGAACGUCGGUACUUGCGAGCUGUUCCAGCCCUAGCUCAUGGCCUAGCUUGUGAUGGAUGAUUAGGUACAGCCACCCUCUGUUUUCCUUUUAAGGGCUUCCACAGACUUGCUUUCUUGAAGACUCUUUGAAUGGAGGGAAUUUUUAUGUUUCGUAUCGGAACUUACUUUGCUUUGUUAUUUUUAACUGCAGAGUCAGUCAGAGUUUAUAGCCCAGUUCAAUUGGUAAUUCUUUGUGAGUGAUUGUUUAAGUUUUCCUGCAGUUGAUAUUAAAGAUCUUACUAAGUUGA
Molecule: messenger RNA, 5601 nt
Organism: Thrips palmi
Lineage: Eukaryota; Metazoa; Arthropoda; Insecta; Thysanoptera; Thripidae
Gene: eys
Product: protein eyes shut
Exons: 19
Coding region: 90-5348 (1752 amino acids)
Biological process (GO): establishment or maintenance of epithelial cell apical/basal polarity; heterophilic cell-cell adhesion
Cellular component (GO): protein-containing complex; plasma membrane
Molecular function (GO): calcium ion binding
Source: RefSeq, a predicted model, not a curated record